AUGCCGCCAUCCUCUCCUUUGGACAUGCCCGCCCCAGAUUCAACGCUUGGAGCGCUCCUCAUCGGCGUCCUUGUGUCGGUUCUGCUGUUUGGCCUCCUCACUAAUCAGGUCUAUAUUUAUGCCAGUCGGUUUUCGAAUGAUACGGUCAAAAUGAAGGGUCUGGUUGCGCUAGUUUGGCUAUGCGAACUUGCCCAUGUCAUUUGCAUAACGCAUAUGCUGUAUCGCCUCGUUAUCAAGGACUUUGCACACCCCGAGCGGAUCCAGUUCGAAGGCUUAGGACUUACACUGGGCUUAUCGACGGUUUUCAACGCAAUUGUGGCGAUGUGUGUCCAAGGCUUCUUUGCAUAUCGCAUCUAUCGCUUGUCGAAAACUCUGGUCAUCUCCUUCAUCUCUUGGAUCCUUUCCUUCCUUUUCUUCGUCGCAAGUUUAACCGUAUUUGUUCUUGGUCUGAAGAGCGCUGUGUAUGGAACGUUUCAAAGUCAGUGGGGAUGGCUACUGGACACAACCUGGUCCCUUGCAGCGGGAAACGAUCUGCUUAUCGCAUUGACGCUGGCGGUGCAAUUUUGGAUUUGGCGAAGGGACGAGCCUACGGUCCAGACAAUCGCAUUGGUGGACAAGCUGAUUGCUUGGACAAUCGAGACUGGGCUUGUGACGAGUGCAGCAGCACUCGUCAAUCUUGUUUGCUUCGUUGUGAUGAAGGAUAACUUCAUUUGGAUCGCGUGGUAUGUAGUCACGGCUCGACUCUACUCCAACUCCUUACUCGCGAGUCUGAACUCGCGCGAAACAUUACGCAUGAUGGCAACGGAUACGCGUCACGCACAUUGGAGUUCAUCUCCAAAAUGUCGUUGUGAAUGCCACUACACCUCAGGUCUACACGCGACCUCACGACCACGAUUACGAUCCAAAGCAGAUGAGAACAACGCAUACUCUCUGUCUUACCAUGCAACAGCCUAUCCGAGCAUUACUGACGAGCAAGCCUUUGGCGUUGUGACACCGACGCGGGACGUGAAAGAACUGCGAGAGCCAGCGAAGAGGGACUCGGGUGCAACGUUUGUUGAUGCGGCGCGAGGGCAGCGUCCAGAAAAUCCAAUGUUGCGUUCAUUGCGGGGAGGAGGGUCAAUGCCUGAGCUGGACGCAGAGCUCCAACCGCGUGCCCUAUGA
Molecule: messenger RNA, 1161 nt
Organism: Mycena indigotica
Lineage: Eukaryota; Fungi; Basidiomycota; Agaricomycetes; Agaricales; Mycenaceae
Exons: 12
Coding region: 1-1161 (386 amino acids)
Source: RefSeq, a predicted model, not a curated record